GCUCGGCUGCUAACGCCUGGCCCUUUUUUCGGUCGCGUCCCCCUCUCUCUUCGUACACUUCGUUCCCUGGAUCUCUCCGAGACAAGACCCCUCGACCACCUGGUUUUCGGGGGUGGGGGGGAGGUUGUUUGUUCUUCUCUUUUUCCCCCCAGGGCCAGAUGGGGCUCCGACCCGGCUCCCCGCUGCUGCCCCUGAUCCAGCUGGUUCUGAUCGCAUCCUCGACCGAGGGGAGCCCGGCGGGCCGGAGCUGCGCCGCGGAGGGCUGCCCGCCUCGACCCCCUGUCGUACUGGUGCCGGGGGACCUGGGAAACCAGCUGGAGGCGAAGCUGGACAAGCCUAGCGUGGUGCACUACAUCUGCUACAAGAAGACGGACGACUACUUCACCCUGUGGCUCAACCUGGAGCUGCUCGUACCCGUAGCCAUCGACUGCUGGAUCGACAACAUGAGGCUGAUCUAUAACCGGACGACUCGGAGCACGGAGGCGCCGCCGGGCGUGGACGUCAGGGUGCCCGGCUUCGGACAGACCUACCCGCUGGAGUACCUGGACCCCAGCGGGCGGAGCGUGGGGAUGUAUUUCUUCACCAUAGUGCAGGCUCUGACGGAGGCCGGUUACACCAGAGACCACGACAUCCGGGGGGCUCCAUACGACUGGAGGAAAGCUCCCAACGAGAACAAGCCCUACUUCCUGGCGCUGCAGCAGAUGAUCGAGGAGAUGGCGGAGGCCUUCGGCGGGCCGGUGGUGAUCGUGGCGCACAGCAUGGGCAACAUGUACGCCCUCUACUUCCUCAACCGGCAGAGCCAGGCCUGGAAGGACCGCUACGUCAAGGCCUUCGUGUGCCUGGGGGCGCCCUGGGCGGGCGUGGCCAAGACGCUGCGCGUUUUAGCCUCCGGCGACAACAACCGAAUCCCCGUCAUCAGCUCGCUGAAGAUCCGCUCCCAGCAGCGCACCGCCGUCUCCACCGCCUGGCUCCUCCCCUACGCCGGCGCCUGGCCCGCCCGGAAGGUGCUGGUGUCGACGCCCACCGCCAACUACACGCCGGGCGACUACCGCCGCUUCUUCGCCGACAUCGGCUUCCCGGACGGCUGGCUGAUGCGCCAGGACACCGAGGACCUGGUCGGGGGCCUGGAACCCCCGGGGGUGCCGGUGCACUGCCUCUACGGGACGGGCGUGGCCACGCCGGAGGCGUUCCGCUACGGCGCGGCGUUCCCGGACGUGGAGCCCGCCGUCGACUACGGCGACGGGGACGGGACCGUCAACCUGCUGAGCGCCCGGGCGUGCCAGGGGUGGGCGGGGCGCCAGCCGCAGCCCGUCCGCCUGCUGGAGUUGCCGGGCAACGAGCACGUCGCUAUGCUGCUGAACAUCACCACGGUGGAGUACAUCAAGAAGGUGCUCUCCGCCCCCUGACGACGAGGCCACGCCCCUCCCCGGAAACCCUGCCCCCCAGGGCCACGCCCCCCUACGU
Molecule: messenger RNA, 1464 nt
Organism: Megalops cyprinoides (Indo-Pacific tarpon)
Lineage: Eukaryota; Metazoa; Chordata; Actinopteri; Elopiformes; Megalopidae
Gene: pla2g15
Product: phospholipase A2, group XV
Exons: 6
Coding region: 159-1406 (415 amino acids)
Biological process (GO): phosphatidylcholine metabolic process; ceramide metabolic process
Cellular component (GO): lysosome
Source: RefSeq, a predicted model, not a curated record